Molecule: messenger RNA, 5091 nt
Organism: Paramecium tetraurelia
Lineage: Eukaryota; Ciliophora; Oligohymenophorea; Peniculida; Parameciidae
Exons: 13
Source: RefSeq, a predicted model, not a curated record
AUGAUGGAGCACUUGUUGGUAAAUUUUAAUAUCGGGAAACUAAAGCGUCCUUCUUAUUUUUAUUCAGUGGUGCUGAUUACAAUUACUUUCUGUCAGUUAAUAAGCGGGAUUUUUUCAAAAUAUUAUGUAAUCAUUACUUAUCAUUACCCUGAUUUAUAAUUUUCCUAAUCUUCUCAGAUCAUCAGUCUAAUCAAAUACUUAGAUAUCAAUAGCGUGAUUUUAGAAAAUCAAAUAAUAAUAUAAAUAUUGUUUUGGUGGUUAUCAACUCAGUGCAUUGUGACAUACACACUUUAUGGAAUAUGCUACUACUAGGUGAAAUAUCAAAACAAGAAGAAUUUGAUAGAUUAGUCAAGUGCUAAAAUAUUAACCUAACUUUUAUUGAUAGAUUAAUGGAUCACAUGUUAACCCUCUUAGCUCGUUUAUUUAAACAUAGUCUACUGUUCAACUAAUAAUAAUUGUCUAAAUAUUGCGAUAGGCACUCAAAUUCAAUAAAUCCUUUCAAGUUGCUUUGUGUUCCUGAGAUUCAUAUCUCAAAAUGUAAUGAUCCUAUUUUUUAUCAAUCAUCAUUCCAUCAAGAAAGAUACCUUAUCUAGUGGAUCUAGGUCUAUAUUGUUAUAUUUGGAACUCUUCAGAAUUUUGUUGAACAUCUAGUUGGCAUUCCCAGGCAUGAGUUAAGAAUUGCAUGUUACAAUUUUAAUUUAUCUUUUUCUAUCAACCUGCAUAGCUUGUUUUCUGUUCAAGAUAAGUGAUUUCAAGUUGUUUAUCGCAAAUCGAAAUGUGAGACAAGUGUUUAAAUUAUUUACAUUCUCCCUAUUUGGCAUAUCCAUAGGUCUAGCAAUAAAUUCAAUUUCCAUUCACUUCAACAUUACAAAAAGCGACAAUUCAAUUACAAUUAGUAUUGUGAGUGUUGGCUUAAUCAUAUGGAUUUUCAACUAAUUUUAUUUCAACCAGUAAAUACAACAUAUUUGUUAACCUGCUUUGGAUGGAGAUCAUUUGAUUCAAAAAAUCUUUAAUUUGAAGUAAAUUGCAAAUUAGAUCCACCUUAAUCAUGAAUUUGGCUAAGCUGAUUCAUUCUAUUUGGGUAUUAUAUUUCAACACUUCUCAAAUCCAUGUCCUUAAGAAAAAAAGGAAAGAUGUUUUUGUAUGAUGAGAAGUCUCUAUGAUCCAAAGAAACAUAAGGACAUCAAAAAUAUUUAGUUUUCAAUGUUGAGACAGAAAACUCUAUAUUUGAAAUAUCUAAUUAAAACUUGGUAUGAAAUUUAUCUAUUUUAUCAUCCUCAAGACGUCAAAAUCAGAAUGAAUUAUGCCGUAUUUCUAUAUUAUCAAAUGAAUAAUCAAAUAUAAUCUCAAAUACAACUGAAAUUAACUCGCACUUACAAAUUGAACCUAUUAUAAGACUAUGACUUAAGUAAAAUAGAACUUUAAUUUAAAAAUGAAAUUAUUGAUAACAAUAGUUUAAGCUAUAAAAAUGAUUCAGAUUUUGAAUAUGUCGUCAAGAUGGAAUAAAUUAUGAAGUCCAUAGAAUAGAAUAUCCUUAACUUUCUUGAAUUUAGCAUCAAAUUUUGGAGACAGGUCAAAUAAAAAGUAAUUUAUGAGUAGGAUCUAUGGAAUUUGAAUGAGUAAAUUAUUAUGACCAUCUAAAAAUCAGAUGAACUGUGGAGUCAAAUAAGCAAGUACAAGAUAAUAAACAGAGAUAAAUAAAUUGUCAAGAACUAUCUAACAAGAAGACCUAAAUGGUAAUUUGUUAAUAAUUGGUAUCAUUUGUAUGUUCUCAAUAAAAAAAUCAAAUAGUCCAUGUUGGAAUAUUGUGAUUCUUAAAAUAUGAUACAACAACCAGUUGAUGAAGAUUCAGGUUCAGACAAUUAAAAUUAAAUUGAUUAAUUAUCCUAUUUCAAACCUUUCAAUUACACAUCAGCAAUCUUCCACACUACUCAAUCUGGACAAAUAGUUAAUGUAAGUGAAUCCACUUAUGACAUUUUUGGAUUUUAACAAUUUAAUAACAUAAGCCAAUUACUGCCAGUAACUAUCAUUAGAAAUCAUUAAAUUGGCGUUGAUCAAUUUGUUUAAACUGGUAAAAGCAAAUCCUUAUACAAGAAGAGAAAGGUUUUAGCCUUAAAUAAUGAAAAGUAUCUCAUACCAUGCAAAAAGUAUUUGAAAUGGCAUGUAAGUCCACUUUCUCAAAUUGAAUAUAUCUGUAUGAUUAGACCAAUUUAUAGACAUUAAAGUGUCAGUUACAUUUUGGUUAAUAGCGACUGGGAGAUUGAUUGUGUAUCAGAAUAAAUUGCAGACCUUCUAUAGCCAGGUUUGUGCUUAUUUUUACUAUGUCCAAAAUUGUUAAAAUAUUCGUAUUAUUCAUAAUUUCUGACUGAAGAAGAUCUUCAAUUGUUUAAAUUAAAAAGAGCUAAAAAUGAUAAUACAAAUCAAGAUUCAAUCGUAGAUGCCAAAUUCACAAAUAAGAAAAUUACCAUUGUUCCAACCAACUACAAAAAUUAGUAUGUUUAGCCAUAGGAGACUUAAGAUCUUGUAAGCAUGGUUUUAGAAGAUGAUUCAAAAAAUGUAGAGGAAAGUCCACUUUGGAUAAAUGAUGCCUUGCAUGAAGAUCAAUAGGAAGAGAAAGAUUAAUUAUUUAGAAGAUUUCAUAAGGUGAUUGAUGAAGAUCAUGUUAAACUAACCUUUCGUUUGCCAAAAAAGAUCUAACCUUUGAUUGAGGAGUAUGCCCAAAUCAAAUAAGAAAUAUUUUUGAAUGGCUUGGAUCAAAUAACAAUCAAAUCAAAUAAAAUUAAAAAUUAGAGAAUUGUAAAAAGAAAUUCUGCCGGUAAACUUAUAUUUGAUAAGAAGAUCCUCUUUUCUAAACUGUUUUAAUAUUAAGAACACUACUAUGAAACCCUAUAUAAUCACUUUAAAACCAGCUUUUAAAAGUAUUGCAUGACUAGCAGAAUGUUAAAGACGGUUAUUAAGAUUGAAGCCUCAAUACGAUUCACUAAAAAUACAAUCAUGGACAAAUAUCAAAUAAUCAAAAUUACUAAUCUAAAUAUUAUAGAAAGCUAAGCCUUAGACAGAAAAUCAAAAGCUGUUAAGUUGCUCAAUAGAUAAAAUUAAGUAGUCCGAUAAAGACAGACUGUCUUUUAGAAUCAUUAAUCAUCGCAUCUUUAGUUAUUCCUAGAAUAAAACUUUUAACAGCAAAUUGAUUAGAAUUACUAAAAGUUGUUACUAUCAAAUGUGUAAAAUUCUGAAGUAGAAUCAUAUCGAAACACCACAAAUAGGGCAUUCAUGUCUGAAGACCAAGUGCUGUCUGAUUUCAAUACUUAAAAAAUAACUACGUUGAGUCUCAAGACGCAAAAUAAUAUUUUUAUUAAAGAAGAAAACAAUAAACCUGCUAAGCGAGAUAUGUAACUCAACUUUUUUAAGAUUCUAAAUAGAAUUUUCAUAGUCUUCUUAAUUAUAUUUAACCUUAUUGUUUUGUAUUAGGGUCCUAAUAUUAAUUAAUUAGAAAUAGAUGAAUUAGGGUUUUAAAGUGCUAAGAAGUAAUAUGAUUUUCUUAAUAUCAUGAUUGAAUCGUAUGACAAGUUGCUUAAUGCAUUUUAUUGUUAAAGUAAUAUCCUAGGUUAAAUUAAAAACUAAUCUGAAUUCUAUCAAGACUUACAAAGCAGUUUCAAUAAUCAGUUAUCUGAAAUAAAAAAUUUAUAUGAAUAGCCAAGUUUUAUAUAAAAAGUCUACAGAUCUAAAAAUUUUGAUAACAACUAAAGUAUGAUUGAUUUAAUAAAUUAAUACACUUCAAAUAUUGGAAAUCUUUAGUCGAUAGAUCAAUACUAUGAUUUUGAUUAAUCGCUAGAUUUCUUUAGAACCAUAUUUAUACCCUUCCUAUUUAAUUAUCAAAGUCGAAACAUAUUUUAAAUAAUUGACAACCUUGCUCUAACAUACGAAACCCAAGAUUAAAUAUGCUUCACUAUAAUAAUGGCAUCAACAGCAAUGUUUGGAUUUUAUUUAAUCUACAACAUUUUCAACAUCCUUGGACUCAUUACACAAUGCUAGAAAGUUGCUAAACAAUUAUCUUGUAUUGAAAAAACAUAAGUGGAAGAAGCAAUAAAAUUCUAUUUAAAUCUAAAAUUUUAGUUUUCUUGCAUCAGCAAUCAAAAUGGUUUCGUAUAAAACAAUUACUUUUAAUCUACCAAUCAAACAAUCAUUCGACAAAUGGAGGAAGAUGAAAAGAGUAGUAAUUUGAAGAGAUAAAAGUAAAAGCAGUAUGAAUGGUCAAAGAGAUGGAAAAGAAUAAAAGUUGUAAUGAUUGUGAGAUAUCUAUUUUUUAUGUCAUUGAUUUCAUUUCUAAGCUACUUCUACUUUAUUCACAUAAUGAGAUUCAAUUUUUAGAUGUCAAAUCUAUUGAAUUCAAAUAUUUUCACUAAGGAAACUACACAAUUGCUAUCAUUAACUUUAUCCAAAGAACUCUUUCUAUAUGAUUUCUUCAAUCAGACUUAUAUAGAUAUCGAACACUAUAAAGAAAUUUAAUUGAGAUACAUUACUAGUAAUGAUGAGACACAAUCUUAAUUAUACGAAACAAAUGUUGAUGAAAUAGAUGAAAUAUUUAAUGGAGAUUUAUGUACCUCUAUAAAUUUAAUUAUUAAUUUCUCAUAUUGUGAUAUAUAUUUGAAUGGGGCAUUAAAAUAUGGAUUAAAAUCCUAUAACUUCUUACUUUCCUAAAUGGCCUAACAAUUAUUAAAUCCUGAGGAGGGGCUCUACGAAAACACGACAGUAGAAAAGAUCUUCGAAUUUGAUCAAGUAUACACAACUUUUAUGAAUUAGGUGAACAAAUUUUAGAGAUUUGGAUAUUAAGAGGCUUGGAAAAUUCUUGGGUUAAGAUACACCUAAUAAAUCGAUGACAGUGCCUAACUAGAAAUAAUAUUCUUAUCGUGUUCUUUUACUUUUACUUUGAUACUAUUCAUAGUCCUAUUUGAAUUAAGCUUUUUUGAUUAGUUGUUACAAAUAAUUUUGGAAGUCCGCUGUUUCUACAAAAGAUACUUUUCAAAUAAUACAAUAGAUCGAUAUAAAAUAAUAAGAGCUCAACUCAUUCAAUGUAAAAUAAUUAAUAAAUGA